Molecule: messenger RNA, 1185 nt
Organism: Juglans regia (Persian walnut)
Lineage: Eukaryota; Viridiplantae; Streptophyta; Magnoliopsida; Fagales; Juglandaceae
Product: glycine-rich cell wall structural protein 1-like
Exons: 1
Coding region: 1-1185 (394 amino acids)
Source: RefSeq, a predicted model, not a curated record
AUGGCCAUGGGUGCAAACUCUAAAUUUGAUCUCUAUGUAGCAUUUAUUUUUGUGAGUAUUGCUUUCACUUUGAGUGUUAAUGCUGGCCAUGGAGGGUAUGCUGAAGAAAGCAACUUUGGUGGUUCUCGUGGGUGGAGGUAUGAUAAUGGUGGCAAUAUUGAUGAUUGUUCUUUUGGAAGUUGGAGGAGAUGUGAGAGUUUUGGAAGGGGUGCUAGAAGUUUUGGCGUGGGGAGUAAAGGAGGAGGAGGAAGGUCUGGCAAUGGUGGAGGCCAUGCAGGUGAUGGUGGUAGUGGUGCUAAAGGAAGUGGGUUAGGUCAAGGUGCAGGUUAUGGAGUUGGUGGUGGUAUAGAUGGUAGUGGUGGUGUUGGGGGAGGAGGAGGAGGUGGUGGUGGUGGAGGUGGUGCUGGGGGUGAAGGAUCAGGUCAUGGUAAUGGAUAUGGAUAUGGCUCGGGUGUAGGAAUAGGUGUUGGAGGAGGAGGCGGUGGCGGUGGUGGAGAAGGUGGAGGCCUUGGAGGAAGUUUAGGAUAUGGGGGUGGAUCUGGUGCAGGUGCUGGUUUUAGUGGUGGUACGGAUGAAGAGAGUGGAGGUUCUGGAGGAGGUGGUGGUGGAGGUGGAGGUGGAGGUGGUGGGGGUGAGGGUGAAGGAUUAGGUCAUGGCAAUGGAUAUGGCUCGGGUGCAGGGGUAGGGAUAGGAGGCGUUGGAGGAGGAGGAGGUGGUGGCGGUGGAGGUGGUGCUAGGGGUGAAGGAUCAAGUCAUGGUAAUGGAUAUGGCUCGGGUGCAGGAAUCGGGAUUGGAGGCGCUGGAGGAGGAGGAGGUGGUGGCGGCGGUGGUAGUAGUAGUAGUUUUGGUGGAGGGUCAGGACAUGGUAGUGGUUUUGGUUUUGGUUUUGGUGUAGGUGUUGGCGGAAUUGGAGGAGGUGGUGGUGGCGGGAGUGGUGGGGGUGGUGAAGGAGAGGGACAUGGACAUGGUGAGGGUGGUGGCUUUGGUGUUGGCUGGGGUGUAACUGUUGGUUCUAAUGGUGAUAGUGGUGGCAAAGGGGCAGGCACAGGACAAGGUGCUGGCAAAGGCUACGGUGGCACUAAUGGGAUGGGCAUGGGAUUCGGAAUGGGCAUUGGAUUUGGGUUUGGCAACAUGGGAUGCUUUUCCAAAAUGCUUCAAAAGAACCUAUGCUUUGUGGUAAUUUAA